CUUAUUUUUCAGUCUUACUUGCUUUCAUUUUCUUUUUCCUUGAAACGGGUUUUCAUCUUUGGAACCGCUUUUUCAAAUUGAACCGGAAUUGCAAGUUAAUUACCGCUCAUAGUCAAGUGAAAUCGUAUCGUACACGCGACAGGAUCCAUUGACAUUUGAACUUAUUAAACAUUGCUAAGCAAAUUGAAUCAAUCAAAAUGCAUUCAAGUCAAUCCAACUCUUUUAAACGCUUACAACAAGAGUCGAAAAAGCAUCAACUGAAAGUUAAAAAAUUACGACACCCUGAAGAAAAAAAAAAGCUUUGCAAGCUUCUUGUGUUUUAUGGCUCGAAGAAGAAGUCUGCAAGGGCGUUGCGAAGGGCUUCGAAACCUGAGUUUCAGUAUCUUCCUCGUCGUACCAUUUUAAAGAUGGAAGAACAGUUACUUACAGAAACCAUCAAAGCGCGUGCAUUGACUGUCAUGAUCUUUUGUCUUAUUUCGGGACAAGUUUUGACAAAUCUCUUUUAAACUCUUUCUUCCUUGACCAGCUACUUGAAACUAAAUCCUGACACACAUCAAACGUGUAUAUUAUUGUAUGAAACAACGAUUUAUCCUUUUGUUUGUCUUCCUCAUAAGAGCAAAAAAAGCAAUAAAUAUCCAUAUUC
Molecule: messenger RNA, 643 nt
Organism: Schizosaccharomyces cryophilus OY26
Lineage: Eukaryota; Fungi; Ascomycota; Schizosaccharomycetes; Schizosaccharomycetales; Schizosaccharomycetaceae
Exons: 1
Coding region: 198-506 (102 amino acids)
Source: RefSeq, a predicted model, not a curated record